AUGUCGAAACAAUAUUUGACCACGCACACCGUGGAUAACGCCCACCUCACGGACAUUUACUCCAUCGCCGCAACACCCAAGGCUGUCAUAUCAGCCAGUGGCUCUUCGACGCUGCAUAUUCACGAUACUACUGAUCCCUCGAUUCCUCUCAAGCAGUCCAUCCCUGAUGCCCACAAGCUAGGGUGUCACCAUAUUUGCACCUCGCGCAGCGGAAAUGUUGCAGCCAGCGCUGGCUUUGGGGGUGAGCUGAAGAUUUGGCAACUGAACAAGGAUACCGGUGAAUGGAGCCUUGAUGGCGAGGUCACAGGCCCUUCAGCGAAGCCUGGCGAGAUCUGGGCGUUGGCCUUGAGCGAGGACGGCGCCUAUCUUGCGACGACAACCAAUGAUGGGCGAGUCAACGUUUGGGACAUCACCGGCGAGGAGAAGACCAAGAUCCGGGAGUUUGACACUGGAAGCGGUGGCUCGGGCAGCUUUGGCAUGUCCGUAGACUUGAGCCGGGAUGGCAAAUACACUGCCAGCGGCCACCAGGACGGGUCUGUCUACAUCUUCAACAACAACACAGGCAGAAUUCUGUAUUCGCUCUCCGGACUUGCGAAGCCCGUGCGAGCGGUUGCCUUCUCACCAGGCAGUACUCGUCUUGCCGCCGCUGGAGAUGCUGGUAUUAUCGCACUCUACGACCUGGAGCAUGGCGAACAUGCUGCCAACUUGACAGGUCACACUUCAUGGAUCAUGACCCUUGACUGGAGCGACACUGGCGAGUACCUGCUGAGUGGAUCCAUGGAUGGCAAGGCCAAGGUAUGGUCAAUCGAGCGCAGGGCUUGUGUGGCCACGCACAGCGAAACGAACAAGGCAUUGUGGUCGGUCAAGUGGCUACCGAAGACCACAAGGAGCGAGAUGUUUUGCACAGCGGGCGCCAACAGGAGCCUGUCUUUCUACCGUGAGGCUACUGGUGGUUGA
Fusarium keratoplasticum is the source of this 957-nucleotide messenger RNA. RefSeq lists its product as uncharacterized. Gene Ontology annotation, cellular component: Cdc73/Paf1 complex. Bases 1 to 957 code for a protein of 318 amino acids. Gene Ontology annotation, molecular function: protein binding. The record is from RefSeq and is a predicted model, not a curated record. Lineage: Eukaryota; Fungi; Ascomycota; Sordariomycetes; Hypocreales; Nectriaceae. The transcript is spliced from 4 exons.